This is a messenger RNA of Leptosia nina, 204 nucleotides long. The record is from the annotation of a GenBank genome assembly. Lineage: Eukaryota; Metazoa; Arthropoda; Insecta; Lepidoptera; Pieridae.
AUGAAGAAAACCCGUCUUCCAUGCGAUUGCGAUGCCGGUGAAAGCUCAACGCAAGAGAGCGACAACGUUAAUACGAAGUUGCGUCAAAGGAAAAAAGUGGCUCGGGACGAAAACGACGACUUUCUCGUUUUAAGAAACGAGAUGAAGGAAUGGCUCGCACUUUCCACACUUCCAAGCUUGACAAACCCGGGAUCAACAGAAUAG